Messenger RNA from Arachis ipaensis, 2139 nucleotides. Its product is annotated as cystathionine gamma-synthase 1, chloroplastic. Gene Ontology annotation, molecular function: cystathionine gamma-synthase activity; pyridoxal phosphate binding. The record is from RefSeq and is a predicted model, not a curated record. Gene Ontology annotation, cellular component: chloroplast. NCBI's taxonomy places the organism in Eukaryota, Viridiplantae, Streptophyta, Magnoliopsida, Fabales, Fabaceae. Gene Ontology annotation, biological process: transsulfuration.
CCCCACCAAACCCAUAAGGCCAUAACCCAUUCAUUCAUAAUUCAUUCGUUCAUUUUAAAUUUCGUUCCUCCCCUCAAAUUCUCAUACCCAAGAGUGAACUGAGAAGAGAAGAAGAGAGGGGAAGAGGGGAAAAAAAAAGAAAAAAGAAAAAGAAAAGAGAAGAAACCCUAAACGACAUCGAAAAUGGCCGUUUCGAGUUGCAGCAAGGUUUUCUCUUCUUCCCCGUUCGAGUGCCGUUCGGAUCCCGAUUUCUCUGCUCCUCCGCCGAGGUUCGAGAACCUUCGCUCACGAUGCCGCCUCGAAACGGCGUCGUUUCGGUCUCUCUCCCUCUCGCUUUCCCCUUCACUCAUCUUCCGCUUCCCGCCAAAUUUCCAGCGCCAGCUCAGCACCAAGGCCCGCCGCAACUGCAGCAACAUCGGCGUCGCUCAGAUCGUCGCUGCGUCGUGGUCCAACAACUCUCCCUCCUCCUCCUCCACCGCCGGAGCUCCGGCGUCACCGGCGGCCUCCGUCAUUGAUGCCGCUGCCUCCGCCACCCCGAUCUCCCUCUCCCCCGCCGAGGUCGCCGGCGACGAGGACGUUGUCGUCGUUGCCGCCGCCGAGGAGGAGGAAGAUGGAAACGGGACUGUACAGUUUAAGGGUUCCGUUGACACUUUUUCUUAUUCUUCGUUAACAGAUGCAAGCAAAACCAUUCAUGCCGCUGAAAGGUUAGGUCGGGGCAUUGUGACUGAUGCUAUUACGACCCCUGUAGUGAACACUUCUGCAUACUUCUUUAAGAAAACCGCUGAUCUCAUUGAUUUCAAGGAAAAACGCCAAGUUAGUUUUGAAUAUGGACGCUAUGGAAACCCAACUACCGUGGUUUUGGAGGAGAAGAUAAGUGCACUGGAAGGUGCUGAAUCAACUUUGAUCAUGGCAUCAGGCAUGUGUGCCAGCACAGUCCUGCUGAUGGCACUGGUGCCGGCUGGUGGACAUCUGGUGACCACCACAGAUUGCUACAGGAAGACUAGGAUUUUCAUUGAAACCAUCCUUCCAAAGAUGGGAAUUUCUGCCACCAUAAUUGAUCCUGCUGAUGUUGGUGCCUUGGAAUCUGCAUUGGAACAGCACAAUGUUUCAUUGUUCUUCACUGAGUCUCCUACAAAUCCAUUCCUCAGAUGUGUUGAUAUUAAGCUGGUUUCAGAGCUCUGCCACAAAAAAGGCGCUCUGGUCUGCAUUGAUGGUACAUUUGCCACACCGUUGAACCAGAAGGCCCUUGCCCUUGGAGCUGAUCUUGUGGUGCACUCUGCAACUAAGUACAUUGCUGGACAUAAUGAUGUCCUUGGUGGUUGCAUAAGUGGUCCCGAUAAGUUGGUUUCACAAAUUCGUAAUUUGCAUCAUGUUUUGGGUGGUACUCUUAAUCCAAAUGCUGCAUACCUAAUCAUUAGAGGCAUGAAAACGCUGCAUCUUCGUGUACAGCAGCAGAAUUCAACAGGGUUGAGGAUGGCCAAAAUUUUAGAGGCACAUCCCAAGGUGAAGUGUGUCUACUAUCCAGGCUUGCCAAGUCAUCCCGAACAUGAGCUUGCUAAAAGGCAGAUGACUGGCUUUGGUGGUGUUGUCAGUUUUGAGAUUGAUGGGGACCUAAUGACCACCAUAAAGUUUGUCGAUUCGCUGAAAAUUCCAUAUAUAGCUCCAUCCUUCGGUGGCUGUGAGAGCAUUGUGGAUCAACCUGCAAUCAUGUCUUACUGGGAUCUUCCUCAAUCUGAAAGGGCUAAGUAUGGGAUUCAUGACAACUUGGUUCGGUUCAGCUUUGGAGUCGAAGACUUUGAAGAUUUGAAGGAUGAUAUCCUGCAGGCUCUGGAAGCCAUAUAGAGACCUGGUCAUACCAUCUUCACCUACCCAUUUUGGAGUGUCUCUUUUCUUCUCUGUUCCUUUUUGCUAUCAUUAGUAUGGCGAGUCAAUUGAUUUUGAUCACUGAAUGUUCUGUUCGCCUUAUGUUUUCUUUCUAUGUAGGGUAUAUUAUUACCAUCUAAUUUGAGUGGGUGGUGUAGUGAGUUGCUUAAACCUCAUGUGUUUCCUCAUUAUUAAGAAUAAAUUCUUUGGACGUAGGUUAUAAAUCAAAUCUCUAUGGGCAUGUAUGGAAUGAUUGGAGUUGAAAUUAUUUGACUU